ACAAAUGAAAAAAGUCAAUGCUCGGGUAAUCUUAAGCAGUUGUUUUUUUAAAAGUGUCUGUUUAAAUCUGAAAAUCGCAUUGGAAUGAGAAUUACAUUUUUAGUAUGACUUUAGCCUUCACUGUCUAGCUGAUAGAUAAUACUGACAGAGAUAUAUGGCUAGCCUAAAUAAGGAUUGGUAAAAUAAAAACGUGAUUAGAUAACGUGCUGGGACAGGAUGCGUGAGGACAGCGAUCAGAUCAGAUCAUCAGUCACGGUUUAAGCCGUCAGUCAAGAGAAAACCGUCAAUACAGGUUAAGACAGAGAAGGAAGCAUCUCCCACUGUAACUUGACAUGAAAUUAGUGAUGGGGUCAGGGGUUUCAACACCCAAACCCCCCGCCACUCCAACAACCCAGUGUGCCAAAUGUGCGACAGCCCCAAUGUCUGUAAAUGAAGAGCGCACUUUCAUUGCCAUCAAGCCUGAUGGAGUGCAAAGGGGACUUGUUGGAGAAAUCAUCAAGCGUUUCGAACAGAAAGGCUUCAAGUUAGUUGCAAUGAAGUUAAUCCAGGCUGAUGAGGAUCUUCUGAGACAGCACUACAGUGACCUGAAGGAUCGGCCUUUCUUCCCUGGGCUUGUCAGUUAUAUGUCCUCUGGCCCUGUUGUUGCCAUGGUGUGGGAGGGUUUUAACGUUAUAAAAACCGGCAGAGUAAUGCUCGGCGAGACUAAUCCCGUCGACUCCAAGCCUGGGACUAUCCGAGGCGACUUUUGCAUUCAAGUUGUCCGGAACAUCAUUCACGGCAGUGAUUCUGUCGAAAGUGCCAACACCGAAAUCAACCUGUGGUUCAAACCAGAGGAGAUCUGUGACUACACCAAAUGUCAGGACCGCUGGCUCAAUGGCUGAACACUUUCUUCUGAUCACUUUUUCUGCACUUGUCACCUCUCUAGUGUUUCUGAUUUCAUUUUCAGUUUUCCCCCACUGUUUCUGGUGUUUGUCUUUACAAUAAAACCAAAAAUGAUUUUAA
This is a messenger RNA of Labeo rohita (rohu), 1002 nucleotides long. RefSeq names its product NME/NM23 nucleoside diphosphate kinase 2a (gene nme2a). Gene Ontology annotation, biological process: UTP biosynthetic process; GTP biosynthetic process; CTP biosynthetic process. The transcript has 5 exons. The record is from RefSeq and is a predicted model, not a curated record. The coding region runs from base 333 to 881 and encodes 182 amino acids. Gene Ontology annotation, molecular function: nucleoside diphosphate kinase activity. Lineage: Eukaryota; Metazoa; Chordata; Actinopteri; Cypriniformes; Cyprinidae.